UCAGGCCCCAUGCCGCCAUCAGGUCCCACGCAUGAGGAGUCAGUUGCUGCAGAGGUGGAGAGGAGAGCAGAGAAUAUGAAGAAAAAACUCCUGGGAGAAGAUGAGAUAGAGACCCCAGUGGUCACUGAGAGGGAGUCCUGGAUGACUGAACUGCCCCCUGACAUGGGGGUCAAUCUCGGCCUUGGACCAAGGAAGUUCAGGUCUCAGCCUUUGCCAGAGAAGGGAGACAGGUCUGCAUGGACUGAUACUCCAGCUGAUAGAGAGAGAAAGGCAAAGGAAAUGCAGGAGGGGCGUGGCAGUAAGCGCCAACAUGAAGAGGUCUUUAUUUCUGAAAGAGACAGGAAGAUAACUGCACAGCUACAGGAGUACAAUGUGAGUGUGUCAGUAUAUGGAAGAGGUUGA
Messenger RNA from Lingula anatina, 402 nucleotides. RefSeq lists its product as uncharacterized. NCBI's taxonomy places the organism in Eukaryota, Metazoa, Brachiopoda, Lingulata, Lingulida, Lingulidae. The record is from RefSeq and is a predicted model, not a curated record.